AGUUUCACCUAAAUAAAUAAUUCGGUCGGGACUGCGCCCCGCCUCAGCUCUCUACACAUAUGUCAUCUUUUCGGAAGAAUGGUGCAGACUUCUACCUUGGCCGGGAGCGCCUGGCGCUGGUGCCAGAGAUUCUGGCGGCAGCCGCGUGGUGGGCGAACAGAAUCGAGGGACUUUCCAACGAGCAGAUGGAACUGUUUCGACAGAACCUGGCCAGCGCCCUGGUGGAGAAAUACAGAGGACACUGGGACGCGAGCGAGCCGACCAAGGGAAGCGCAUACAGGUCUAUUUUGUUCGACGAGUUCAACUGCGACCGAGUUUUGCAGGCUGUGGCGAGAAACACGUUCAUUUCGCAAUUUGAGUGCCGGCUUCCGGCGGAGGCCGUCGUCAUGUGGGUCGACCCGGGAGCGGUCACCGUGAAGUACCUCACAAGCAACAAGGUCAAGGUCGUCUACGACGCCGAGGAGGUGCAGGGGGGUCCUACGAUCUCCGCGGCGAGUUCGGAGACGCUCAACUGCGCGCAAGAGUACACCAUUGCAUUUCAGGGGAACGUGACGGGACAGCAUUCGAUGCCGUUCCAGCGCGUGUGAGAAAGCGGCCACGCAUUUUUGUCCCUUGAGCUUGAGGCUACGGUGGUGGUGAGGAGAGAAAAGAAAAAAUGGCGAGAAAAAAAAUUGAUGCUCAGUGCGAAGUGUGAGCGCUUUAUAUAGAAUAAAUGUGUAUAUGUGUGUAGCUUUUUAG
Molecule: messenger RNA, 738 nt
Organism: Schistocerca gregaria
Lineage: Eukaryota; Metazoa; Arthropoda; Insecta; Orthoptera; Acrididae
Product: protein BTG2-like
Exons: 2
Coding region: 60-587 (175 amino acids)
Biological process (GO): negative regulation of mitotic cell cycle; negative regulation of cell population proliferation
Cellular component (GO): cytoplasm; nucleus
Source: RefSeq, a predicted model, not a curated record